ACAUUACAACCCAAGCCGGGAGACAAACACAAGUACCCGCAGCGCGCCCUUUACCUUUUUCUAGUAGUUAUGCAAGCUCUACUGUUGCCGGCAGGUCGGUCCGGCGGCGCACCGCUAGCUCCGCCGUCAUCACUGGCGGCGAAACCCUCCUUACCCCCGCCUUACCUUCACCGCCUCCCUAUAUUCCUUUCUCCUCUCCACUCCCCGUCUCUUCCAUCAUCCCUUAACACUCAUCUGUCUCUCUCUUCUUCUUCUUCUUCUUCUUCUUCUUCUCUCUCUUCAUCUCAUACUACGCUCAGCAAGAGAACUACUUCUCUCGCCUCUGCCCCCAUUUCUACGGCCUAUUCUUCCCCAAAUGACGAUUCCGAGAAAGCCAAACUCGCUCAGGUUGCGAAGAGGUUAGCGAGUACUGCGAGGUACUUCAAGAGGUUGGGUAGUUUUGGGUUUUGGGGACAGCUAGUGUGCACUGUUGUGGCUGCCGUGAUCCUUUCCUUUUCUGUUGUUAUUACCGGGAAGAUCACUUCACCUGUUACAUUUUAUUCAACUGCUGGUGGAAUUGCAGCCGCAUUCAUUUCAGUGUUUUGGUCAUUUGGGUACAUCCGUCUGUCAGACAGGCUCCGGAGAACUGCCAAUGACCCUUCAAAGGCUCCUCCUCGAGCUGAUGUUGUGAAAAGCUUGAAAAAUGGCAUAGCAUUGAACCUUCUGGGAAUGGGUGCUGCUAUCCUCGGCAUGCAAGCCACGGUGGGAUUGUUGGUUGCAAAAGCCCUAACUACUUCAGCUAAUCCUUAUUACCAGGGGCCUGGGUCCAGCCCUGUUCUUGCUUUGGAUGUAUUCUUGGUACAGGCAUCAGCGAACACUAUCCUUUCCCAUUUCUUGGGGCUUGUUUCCUCGCUGGAGCUGUUACGGUCAGUGACUUUGCCACCAUCAGAAAGCAAUCCAGUUCCGAGGAUUGCGUAGCCUGGUUCCACUGGAUGGUAAGCAAAUACUAGUUUGAGAAUUUCAGGUGAAAUCCAUGUUUUUCAGAUCAUCAUUGUUGACAGGAGAGGGGAGGGGAUGUUCACAUCUCUGCAUAUGAUUGUUACAAACUUCAAGCUGUGUAUUUUUAUUCUGGGAUUUUACAACCCCCCAUUUCAUUGUUCAGUUUAAUACAGAUUUAUGAGUGCAAUUAUCCGAACUUCCAGUGAAAUUAAAAUGCUCUAGGAGAAUGAAAAUUAGCCUGUCUUUUGCCAGUUUGUUUUGUUUUGUUUUUCUUCUCUCACUGAUAAUGAGAUUCGCUGUAGUUGGUCCAGUUGAGGAGAGUGAAAUUUUACACUUUCGUAAAAUGCGUUGCUCUCUCAUCCUCUAGUCCUAAUCGUAGAGCAGCAAAGCCUCUUUUCCUUGGCAAACAUGGUGAUGAGCGUGUACUGUAUGAUCAUAAAUAUUUUACACUUGAAGUGUAUGCCAAACAAGCUCCUUUUGUAGAUGGCCAAAA
Molecule: messenger RNA, 1471 nt
Organism: Camellia sinensis
Lineage: Eukaryota; Viridiplantae; Streptophyta; Magnoliopsida; Ericales; Theaceae
Source: RefSeq, a predicted model, not a curated record